Gossypium raimondii (Peruvian cotton) is the source of this 1191-nucleotide messenger RNA. RefSeq names its product putative F-box protein At3g23970. NCBI's taxonomy places the organism in Eukaryota, Viridiplantae, Streptophyta, Magnoliopsida, Malvales, Malvaceae. The coding region runs from base 1 to 1191 and encodes 396 amino acids. The transcript has a single exon. The record is from RefSeq and is a predicted model, not a curated record. Gene Ontology annotation, molecular function: protein binding.
AUGGCAGAAACUUCCCAAAAAGCAUUACAACAGCAAAUUUUAAUCGAUGAUUCCAACAUUCCCGAUUGGCUUUUAACCGAGAUCCUUCAACGGCUACCGGUUAAACACAUCUUCAAGUUCAAAUGCGUCUCCAAGAGAUGGUUCAUCCUCAUUUCUGACCCCUUUUUUGCUCGUCUUUAUUCCACCAGAAUCAACACAUCUUUAUCCACAUCUCCACCAUGGAACCUUCUUUUCCGUUACUUAUACGAAGUUCGCAUCGUUCCAUCGAGUAUGAUCGAUACCCGAAUCGCCCUGCAACAAUCCCAGGAUUUCUCAUCCCCAGGCUUUUCAUUAAACUUCCUUCCGUAUUCUAAACAUGAUUGCCCAAUAAAGAUCCUGGCAUCAAGCAAUGGUUUAUUACUAUGUUGUGAAACCUUUUACUGGCAAAAAAAUUACUACAUCUGCAACCCACUUAUUCAACAAUGGAUUGCUCUUCCUAAACCACCUAAAGCUAUAAAAUCAGUUGCAGUUGGUUUCAUUUGCAAAGAUGGCCACUAUGAAGUGAUACGGUUUCCGACUGCCAAUUACGGACCGUCCAAUACUUUACGAUUGGAAACUUUCUCCUCCGAGACCGGGAAAUGGCAUUGCUCGAUUGUAAAUUGCCCUGUUCUGGACUAUUAUAUCAAAACAGAUUCCCCCGUUGUGCACUACAAUGGGAGUUUACAUUGGCUUGAGUUCCGCCAUAGCAAAAUUAUUACAUACGAUCCCCACAAUGGAACCAACACUGGACUCCAUCUAAUGAACUUGCCCGAUGACAAACAAAGCGAGCAUCUCUCCCUCCUAGGGGUGUCUCGCGGUCGUUUCCGGUACUUCGAGGUGACGGAUACUUGUUUCGGACCACGUGAUCUACGUGUGUGGGUGUUGUCGGAUUAUGAUGCUCAACGAUGGUGUUUGGAGUACAGGAUUAAGUUCAGUGGUUCUUGGAUUGAUGAAGUAAACGAAUUUAUACCCAAAGAUAAUUUCUAUAUCUUCCCAUUGGCACUCCACCCUCAUGAAUUUGAUAUUGUGUAUCUGGGAUAUGGAGGUUGCUUGGUUUCCUAUAACCUGGGGACAAGGAAACUAGAUGUAGUUCAUAGGAACUUUUACUCUCAUCAAUUGCUGGCUUUUGUCUUCUCACCAUGGCCAACAACAAUUCCUCAACCAUUUUGGUAA